This is a messenger RNA of Oncorhynchus keta (chum salmon), 1613 nucleotides long. RefSeq names its product crystallin, beta B1, like 3 (gene crybb1l3). Gene Ontology annotation, biological process: visual perception; lens development in camera-type eye. Lineage: Eukaryota; Metazoa; Chordata; Actinopteri; Salmoniformes; Salmonidae. The record is from RefSeq and is a predicted model, not a curated record. The transcript has 6 exons. The coding region runs from base 421 to 1050 and encodes 209 amino acids. Gene Ontology annotation, molecular function: structural constituent of eye lens.
GGAGUUCUAGGUGGGAGAGGAGACAGAGACAUGACCCUAAAUAUCAAAAAUAUAAUACCAAUAAUACCAUUCAGGGACUAAACUCAACCGCAUGAUGUACAUUACAUCCAUGGAGUUGAGUGGAGACGAGAGUUUGUGGAGUUAACCUCCAACUACUUAGAGUCGCUGUGUGUCCUCUGUAGCUGCAUGCCUUUCUGUUAGCUGAAAUCCAUACUUUUUAAUAAAACGUUAAUCAAAUACAACCACUGAUGCUGUUGCUCUAAAUGGCAACGAAGUGUGAAUGCGCAUGUGCCAAUUGAAUCUCAAUGAGCAAACAGUCGGUGGUUGUAUUUGAUUAACGAUUCACUAAAAAUUAUGGAUUUCAGCAAAGAAAGAAACUCACUCAGCUACAGUGGACCAACAUAGGUACACGAUUCGACCAUGUCCCACUCUGGAGCCCAGGGCAGCAUUGGGAGCCACCCAGCCAUGGGACUGCAUGCCCACAAAAUGUACCUGUUUGAGUUUGAGAACUUCCAGGGUCGUAUGAUGGAGUGCAUCACUGAGUGCCGUAACCUGUGUGAGAAGGGCUUCGAGAAGAUCGGCUCCAUCAGGGUGGAGUGUGGACCCUGGGUGGGCUAUGAGCAGCAGAACCUGAGUGGAGAGAUGUUCAUGCUGGAGAAGGGAGAGUACCCCCGCUGGGAUACCUGGAGCAACAGCUAUAGGUGUGACCGCUUCAUGUCCGUCAGGCCUGUUCGCAUGGACACCCAGGAUCACAAGAUAUGCCUAUUUGAGUGUAAUAACUUUGAGGGCCGUAAGAUGGAAGUUUGUGAUGAGGAUAUCCCGAGUCUGUGGUCCUAUGGCUUCCAGGACCGUGUGGCCAGCAUCCAGGUCACUGGUGGAACUUGGGUUGGCUAUCAGUACCCCGGUUACCGUGGCUACCAGUACGUGUUCGAGUGCGCCGUCUUCAAGCAUUGGAGCGAGUGGGGCGCCCACCAUCCCCAGAUCCAGUCCAUCCGUAGAGUGAGGGACAUGCAGACACAUCGCAGAGGCUGCUUUGAGUGGACCGUCUAGAUGGGGCCAGGCAGGCGACGGGUUGUGGGCCAGCAAGACAGAGGGGAAGGGGUCUGGCUAGCCCUGGAGCUAACCAUUCCAGAGUCUGGAGUUCCAUCUUGGAUCUCCACACAGCCAACAUAAGCUAACAGCUAAUAACAUAACAUCACUGGCUCCAUCUCAAUCACUUACUAGUUGUAACAUUCAGGGUGUGUGUACUGUAUUGCACAAUCGCUGAAUGAAGACAUUGCCACCUACUGGGAAAAGGUUGUUACUGCAGUUCACCUGCAGCUGACUUCCACAAUGCCUGAAUAUAAUAAUACUGGUGAAACUGAUAGCUGUACUCUCUGUUCCAAGACCUGAUAGAAUUAUAGCAUGAGAAGAUUUAUGAUGGGGAUUUUAAUGGGGGAAAGGGAAUUAGUUAACAAAGAUUUUAAGAAGUUAUAUAGCUUCAUUAGUUUGUGUUCACUAGUUUGUUUCCAUAUCUGCAAACCCAUUGAUUUUAUACAUCUUACUUGUUUCUUAGCUAUAUACCAAAUGAUGCCAAAUAAGCCUGUUCAUUACAAUGCUCUACCCUCCUGCAA